Myotis daubentonii (Daubenton's bat) is the source of this 972-nucleotide messenger RNA. Its product is annotated as keratin-associated protein 4-9-like. The transcript has a single exon. Lineage: Eukaryota; Metazoa; Chordata; Mammalia; Chiroptera; Vespertilionidae. The record is from RefSeq and is a predicted model, not a curated record. The coding region runs from base 1 to 972 and encodes 323 amino acids.
AUGGCUGAGUGUGCUGUGCCUGAGUGUGCUGUGCCUGAGUGUGCUAUGGCUGAGUGUGCCGUGGCUGAGUGUGCCCUGACUGAGUGUGCCGUGGCUGAGUGUGCCGUGGCUGAGUGUGCUGUGGCUGAGUGUGCUGUGCCUGAGUGUGCCGUGGCUGACUGUGCUAUGGCUGAGUGUGCUGUGGCUGAGUGUGCUGUGCCUGAGUGUGCCGUGCCUGAGUGUGCCGUGGCUGAGUGUGCUGUGGCUGAGUGUGCCCUGGCUGAGUGUGCCGUGGCUGAGUGUGCUGUGCCUGAGUGUGCCGUGGCUGAGUGUGCUAUGGCUGAGUGUGCCGUGGCUGAGUGUGCUAUGGCUGAGUGUGCCGUGGCUGAGUGUGCCGUGGCUGAGUGUGCCGUGACUGAGUGUGCCGUGACUGAGUGUGCUAUGGCUGAGUGUGCCGUGGCUGAGUGUGCCGUGACUGAGUGUGCCGUGACUGAAUGUGCUGUGGCUGAGUGUGCUGUGACUGAGUGUGCCGUGGCUGAGUGUGCCAUGACUGAGUGUGCCGUGGCUGAGUGUGCCGUGGCUGAGUGUGCUGUGGCUGAGUGUGCUGUACCUGAGUGUGCCGUGGCUGAGUGUGCCAUGGCUGAGUGUGCCGUGGCUGAGUGUGCCCUGACUGAGUGUGCCAUGGCUGAGUGUGCUGUGACUGAGUGUGCCGUGGCUGAGUGUGCCGUGACUGAGUGUGCCGUGGCUGAGUGUGCCCUGGCUGAGUGUGCCGUGACUGAGUGUGCCGUAGCUGAGUGGGCCGUGGCUGAGUGUGCCGUGGCUGAGUGUGCCCUGCCUGAGUGUUCUGUGCUUGAGUGUUCUGUGCUUGAGUGUGCCGUGGCUGAGUGUGCCCUGGCUGAGUGUGCCCUGGCUGAGUAUGCUGUGGCUGAGUGUGCUGUCCCUGAGGGUGCUGUGGUGAUCUUUCAGGUGCCGAGCUCCUGCUGGUUUUGUUGA